AUCCCCACUCCUGACGUAUCUCACCAACCAAUCAGAAUGCGUGUGGGCGGAAUCAUCGUGGGCCUGGCAUUCAGGUUUGGUUGCAAAGAAAGCCUUUACCCGCGUUGGGCAGUGACUUGCUUCCUAACUGAGGUGCCAUCAGGACGGAUACCAUAUCCUACCACACCUCUUCUUCUCCGAGCAGCCUCCUCGACUGUUGGACACUAUUCAGGAACUAUUUGCAAGCGGCCAACUUUAAUUUAUUCUUUACUUUUCAAACGGAAUGGAUUUUGAAAAGACCUAACCUGGAUGGUUUGCUGCACAAGUGUUGUUAAAAGCCUGCUGGUGGAGUUUGCCAACUUUUAAGGAGGUCGCAUUAAGUCUUUCUGGAGGGGAAGUAACUUUCAAAGCCGCAAUGGAUCAAGCCAGCGGUGGGGAAGACCCGAAUAAACCCUCUAAAAAGAAGUCCAGCGAGGACGAGGGUAAAAACAAAAAGCUGAACAUACACAUAAAAACAUUGGCUGAUGAUAUGCGUGAUCGAAUCACCAGUUUCAGGAAAACAGGAAUGAAGAAAGAGAAGCUCCUUAUACAGCAUCCAACAGAUCCCCUCUCCACCCAGACGGAGCUACCCAUUCCUCAGCCACUCUUUGACGACCGCUCCAUGAACCUCUCAGAAAAGGAGAUUAUUGACCUCUUUGAGAAGAUGAUGGAGGACAUGAACCUGAAUGAGGAACGCAAAGCCCCUCUGCGUGGAAAGGACUUGAGCACUAAACGCGAGAUGGUGGUCCAGUACAUCUCAGCCACUGCUAAAUCUAUAACUGGGAGCAAAGUUCCGGGUGGACUAAGGAACAGCAAGCAUGAGUGCACACUUUCAUCUCAAGAAUAUGUCCACGAGCUGCGUUCUGGCAUCACAGAAGAAAAGCUGCUCAAUUGCCUGGAGUCCCUCAGAGUGUCUCUCACCAGUAACCCUGUCAGUUGGGUUAAUAACUUCGGGCAUGAGGGUCUUGGUCUUCUUCUGGAUGCUUUGGAGAAGCUGCUCGACAAGAAACAGCAAGAGAGUAUUGAUAAACGGAACCAGCAUAAACUCAUCCAGUGCUUGAAGGCUUUCAUGAACAAUAAGUAUGGACUGCAAAGGAUCCUGGGAGAUGAGCGGAGCCUGUUGCUGUUGGCACGAGCGAUUGACCCCAAACAGACCAACAUGAUGACCGAGAUUGUCAAAAUUCUCUCUGCUUUCUGUAUUAUUGGAGAGGAAAACAUCCUGGAUAAGAUUCUAGCUGCCAUGACAAUUGCUGCAGAGAGGAACAAUAAAGAGAGAUUUGCUCCGAUUGUGGAAGGACUGGAGAACCACGAAGCCCAGCAGCUUCAGGUUGCUUGUAUGCAGCUGAUAAACGCCUUGGUCACCUCCCCUGAUGACCUGGACUUCCGGAUACAUUUACGCAAUGAGUUCCUGAGAUGUGGUCUCAAGAAGAUCCUACCAGAGCUAAAAGAGACAGAGGAGCUCGACAUCCAGCUUAAGGUGUUCAAUGAGAACAAGGAGGAGGACUCUAUCGAACUCUCCCAUCGCCUGGAUGACAUCCGUGCUGAGAUGGAUGAUAUGAAUGAAGUAUAUCAUCUCCUGUCCAAUAUGGUAAAAGACACGGGCUCAGAGGCGUACUUCCUGUCAGUCCUGCAGCACCUUUUGCUAAUUAGGAACGACUACUAUAUCAGGCCUCAGUAUUACAAGGUGAUAGAAGAAUGCGUGUCUCAGGUGGUCCUGCAUCGCAAUGGGAUGGACCCAGACUUCGGCUACAGCAGAAGAUUGGAUGUGGACUUUACCCAUCUAAUUGAUCAGUGUGUGGAUAAAGCCAAAGUUGAGGAGAGUGAGCAGAAGGCUGCGGAGUUCUCCAAAAAGUUUGAUGAGGAGUUCAGUGCGCGGCAGGAGGCCCAGGCCGAGGCUCAAAAGAAGGAAGAGAGAAUCAAAGAGUUGGAGGGGAAGAUCCAGGCCCUGGAGUCCCAGAUUGCGGCGGGUCCAGCUGCGCCCGGAGCACCACCUCCACCACCAUUACCAGGAGGCGCAGCAGUUCCACCUCCUCCUCCACCACCUCCUCCACCACCUCCACCUGGUGGUGGUCCUCCCCCUCCACCACCUCCUCCUCCUCUUCCCGGCCACGCUGGCAUUCCUCCACCACCCCCACCACCUCCUCCCCCAGGUGGAGGACCUCCACCUCCCCCGCCACCCCCUGGUUGUGGGCCUCCGCCUCCUCCGCCUUUCUUUGGUGGCCCUGGUGGUCCUCCUCCACCUCCUGCGUUGCCUGUCAUCAAGCUGCCUUAUGGACUGGAACCCAAGAAGACGUACAAGCCUGAAACCGUGAUGAAGAGGGUGAACUGGACCAAGAUAGUGCCUCAGGAAAUGGCAGAGAAUUGCUUCUGGAUCAAAGUCAAAGAAGAGAAGUUUGAGAGUCCUGACCUAUUUGCUCAGCUCUCCCUCUGCUUCUCCUCGCAGAGCAAAGUGAGAAAAGACGUAAAAGACGAGACUGAUGACAGAAUGCCACAAUUCAAGAAAAAGGCGAAGGAGCUUCGCAUCCUGGAUGCCAAAACUGCACAGAAUCUUUCAAUUUUCUUGGGCUCGUUCCGCCUGCCUUAUGAAGAGAUCCGGGACAUUGUGCUGCAGGUAGACGAGGAAAGACUGAGCGAAUCACUCAUCCAGAACCUGAUAAAGAACCUGCCAGAGCAGAAAGAGCUGAAUGCGCUGGCGGAACUAAAGGGUGAAUAUGAAGAGCUAGUGGAGUCGGAGCAGUUUGGCAUUGUGAUGAGUUCAGUCAAACUCCUUCGACCACGUCUUAACGGCAUUCUGUUCAAGCUGACGUUUGAGGAGCAGGUGAAUAACAUCCGGCCGGACAUCAUGAAUGUGACGUUUGCCUGCGAGGAGGUGAAGAAGAGUGAAGGCUUAAGCAAACUCCUGGAGUUGGUGUUGAUGGUUGGAAAUUACAUGAAUGCUGGCUCAAGGAAUGCCCAGACGUUUGGUUUCAACAUCAGCUUCCUAUGCAAGCUCCGAGACACUAAAUCCAUCAGUCAGAAUACAACACUUCUUCAUUUCCUGGCUGAGAAGUGUGAAGAGACUUACCAGGAGAUUUUGAGGUUUCCAGAUGAACUGGAGCAUGUGGAGAGUGCCAGCAGAGUGUCUGCUGAGAUCUUAAAAAGCAGUCUGACCACCAUGGAGCGUCAGAUUCAGAGGCUCGAGAAUGACAUCGAGAACUUCCCCAAAACGGACGACGAACAAGAUAAGUUUGUAGAAAAGAUGUCGGGCUUCUCCAAGCAUGCGCGUGAGCAGUAUGAAAAACUGUCCACAAUGCACAAGAACAUGCAGAAGCUCUACGAGAAUAUUGGCAGCUAUUUUGCCUUCGACCCCCACUCAGUCAGUGUGGAGGAUUUCUUUGGAGAACUGGCCAACUUCCGCAUGCUGUUCAUGGAAGCAGUGAAGGAGAACCACAAGAAGAGGGAGAUGGAGGAGAAGAUCAAGAGAGCCAAGCUGGCGAAGGAGAAAGCAGAGCGGGAGAAGCAGGAGCGCCAGAAUAAGAAGAAGCAGCUGAUUGACAUGAACAAAGAGGGAGAUGAAACUGGUGUGAUGGAUAGCCUAAUGGAAGCUCUACAGUCCGGAGCAGCCUUCCGUGAUCGGCGAAAACGAACACCUCGCAACGGUGAUCAAAGCCCUUCCAGUCCAUCCUCUCGGUGGCCGGGUGCUAACUAUGGUAACAGAACUCUAGACAACCGCCGCGCAGUCCUGGAAAGGUCUCGUUCACGCCACAACGCAAAUCACCAAGCUCGAUGAUCGCCCGCGCCUACCACAAGACGCUAGAUAAGUGCCAAAGAGGCCUGCGAGGUGGAGACCUGGAAGACAUCUGAAGAAGGGACAGACCACCCCCGUAACUGUAGCGCACACACAUACACACACACACACAUACACACACACAUACACACAGCACCAAGUAUGGAACAAAAAUGCCUAAAGAAGCCACACAGAACUGAAGCACCUACAGUAAAUCACAGAGACAUUUCAUUUUCAUGCGGUGCAUCUGACGCCUUACAUAUUUAUUCAACACUCUCAUCACUCCAAAUGUUCAUGUCCUCUCUAGAUGGUUUUGAUUUAUAAAAAGAACGCAUUUUUAAGGCUGCUGCUGUUUUUGAAGAGAGCUUUUCUUUGCUUGGAAAUCCAUUUUGAUUCUUGCAAGUUUGAGGCUUCUACUAAUCCUUUUUUUAAAAUCAAAAUACUGAAGUUCACAUACAGUUUUGACUAUGAAACAUGCAGUGUUUCUCAAAUAGACAUUCUGCCGAGAAGGACUGCACCAUAGCGUACGCUUACCGCUCUGAAAAAUAUACCACACAUACCGCAUUCAGCAAAGGGAAGCGGGCCAGCUGUCCUUUAAAUGCAAGACGGGGAUUCAGCACUCAUGUCGGCAAGCCCAAAACCUGACGACAUUUUCUUCAACAAGCACUGAACCCUCACGGCAGAGGGAGUGGUUGCAACUUUUUUUUUUCUGCCAAUCCUUCCCUCUACCAACAUCAAGACAUUUUUUUACAAGUAAAUGUACAAAGAGUCCACAUGAAUCAUUUAAUUUCAUUACAUAUCCCACAAAGCCUCCCGAGCUGGCCCCUGACUGCGCUGAUAUUUCAGAGCAUGUGACUCAUGGAUCCUGAAACUGUAGUCUCCUUUUUGACAGGAUGCAUUUUAUUUUUAGUUUGUAAUAACUAACCAAUGCCUUCGGGUGCCGAUCUCUGUCCCAAGGUCGCUUUGGCUGUUAACGUGAGAGACUGACACAUUUCUAAAUGCAUAUAACUGCCGAAAGGAGCUAACACGACCCUUUGACCUUUCCUGCGGUCACACAGGUUUCCAGUGGGGGUAGCUUGAUUGUACAGUGGUAUUACAACGUUUUUAAUCUAUUUCAGUCCCUGUUUUUUUUUUUUUUUUAAUAUAUAUGAUGGCUCUAAAAAAAAUGGAGACAAAUGGUGAGUAGUUCACUCUCCUUAGAUUUCCCUCAGCAAAUUUUAAGGUUUUUUUCCCGCUUUCAGAACAUUAACUAAUAUUUACAGGGCUAAGCAGCAGACAACAUGCCAGCUCAAAUUUCAGUUGGUAAAUUAAUAUUGUAGAAUGUAUUUUUCACACUUACGAAGCUUUCAGCAGUGAAACAAACACCUGGGGCCAGAUGUAUGAACGAAUCAUACACACAAAAACCAUGCUUUUGCCACACAUAAAGUAGUAUUUUUUGAGUAAAAAUGUGCAGGGGCGAUGCACGCACCUCAGGCAUACUUCACACCAGGCACACUCAUGGUUUUAGCUGAGAUAGCUGCAGAUGAACACUGAGAGUAAAAUGCCUUUUUAGCUUGUUUGCAAAUUGCACUUACUGUGUUGUUCUAUCAGGCUGAACAGCAUUCUGUAAAAUGUCAACUCAAAUGUGAUGAACUUAAUUUUAAAUUAUUUAUAAGUGAUGAAUUUAAUCACUUUUUAUUGACAUUUAAACUAUCAUCUCCGUUAAUGAUUUCUUAAUUUUAUCCUGGAUCGUGAAGCACUUUGUAAAGUCAGUUUCAACAUGAGCGCCAUGAAUGAAUCAUUGAUCAUCUUUCUGAAGUUUAAUAAUAAUGAUGAUUCAGAUUUUGCCAUGAUAAUGGUUUGCAGGAACAUGUGAUGAAUUAGUGGUACCGACGCUACAAAUAUCCACAGCCAUGCUCUGGCACCAUUGGAAAAUCUAACCAAUAUAAGGCAGCUGGCAAAAUUGCACUUUCUUUGCCGUAUUUCUCACUGACAGGUAUAAUAAGUGGUGGAGAGACACAAGUGUGAUGUGGGAUAUUUAAAGGCGUUUCUACAUCCAUGUACUGCUACCUGCUGAAGUGCAAAUUAGGCUCGUGCAUGUGCCACAAGAAUUGAGAAUUAGAAAACAGAAACAUUCUUUAAAAAGCCGACCAAAACAAUGCACAUGCACAUUUUGUCUUUGUGCCUCCACACAGUUUAAGUUAUGAAUCUGCGCAGAGUUUCAUGCAUCUGGCCCCAGAUGCUUUGUGUUCAUGUACAAAAUACUUAAAACUUCGCUGUGAGCUUUGUUCCUCUGUAAGGAGCUACUGUCACACAGUUUCUUCUUGUGAACUCUUUAUUCAUAUAUUCAUGCCUAGGGCGGCCCUGUCCCCUCAACUGCCCUAAAACUUAAGCAGAUGCUACUAAAAACAACCAUUGAAUCCACAUGGAGAGUGGGCACCACCACAAUAAUCGACUAAGGGCCACAGAAGACAUAAUGCUUGUCUUAGCAAGGGAGUCUCCAAACACCCUCCAAUUCCCCAGCACUAAUAGCAUAAGUGACCCUUUUUACCACAACACGAGUUACUUUAGUAAUACCAUAACGCUGCUUUAGGCUUUGUGUGUGUAUGCUUGUGUGUGUGUGUGUGUGUGUGCGCGCGCGCGUGCGUGUGUGCUUGAGUGCAUGCGCCAUGCCAGCUCAGUAAUCAGAACAGGAACCCAGGCAAAAUAGGAUUCAGUGUGCUUGACUCUUGGGCUGAAUAGAUGGAGAUUUUUCAUUUAAACAAUCUGCCAGUGCUGCUUGUGAUGUGUCUGUUUCAUGAUGCCUCCUCUCCUGGUCUGCAUGCUUCUAAAAAUGCAAUUUUACACAUCAUCUCGGCUCAAGGUGCAUCCACAAUGCUCUGAGAAGUCUGCAUAUUUAAGAAGACAAUAAUUCUCCUGCGAAUAUAAGGUUCGAGCAGUCGCACGGAGAGAGCAUAGAGAAUGAGGUUUCCGCAUAAGGGAUUCUGCGUGGAUAGGAGUUUUAAGGGUGUGUUGUAUACAGCAGAGACAGAGAUGUGCCAUCAGAGGCAGUAAUUUCCUUUUUCAAAUCGCAAUCUGCCCUCUGUCCUCAACACCACAUCGCCUGUACAGCUUAAAAUAUUGUUUCAGUUCAACACCAGUGUCUGCUGAAAACUAAUUGGAUACUGUACAUGCCAAAACAACCAGUGGUUUGGGGUUGACGAUUUGAAAGAAACAUUUUUGAUUAAUUAAUCAAUUUGAAUUUUUGUUAACGUGCCAAUUUUUUUGUGGGAACGAGGGGGGAGACAGUUCUAACUGUACAAUGAGAAAAAAAUCCCUUUUUUUUUGCUUUGUUUUUGAUUCUGUUUUGUAUAUCAAAGGGAGUACAGGUAUCUUUUUUUUUGUCAAAGUAUGAGGAUGAUUGUACAGACAUAAAAAGUACAUUUUUUAAAUUAUUAUUUGAACCAUUGUUAAAUAGCCAUUGAUCCAAUUUAGAACUGUCAUUCAACAUAGGGUAUUUUGAUGUGAUAACAAAAUGAUCAUGAGUCGUGUUUUUUUGGGGGCUUUUUUGAAUAAUGUUGUCAUGAUGCCAUUGUAAAACGUAACGAGCUUAACGCCCAGACCCACCAAACCGACGGCAAAGAACUAGCCGCGACAAAUUCAACUGAUGCGUUGAAAAUAACAAAGCAUAUUUAAUGUGCACAAGUCAACAAUAACACAAACUACCAGAAAACAUUUAAGCUUAAAAGCUCAAUGGCUAAAGAAAAAAGGUCUUACAUAACAUAACAACACCUUACAUUACAUUCGUCUUACAUUUCUGUUUCUGAUCUGAACUGCCAAUCAGACUGAUUUGAUACAGCGACAUGCUCCACUGUCGAUUUAACAUGCUAAAUCAGCAAAGUGGGAGCCAACAGAACAGGACACACUGCAGAGACUAGAGCACUAAACGCUCACUGACGGCCGAACAUUGACCGACGGCAGGCCAUUGGCUUGGUGUGUCAGGGCCUUAAGAUCUACGUUGUUAGCAGUGUCAGAUUGUGCAUCUCUCCUACAACAAUGAUCUCUUUGAAUUAUUAUAACAAUGCAAAACUGAAAAAAACUGAAACUCAUCCCUCUAAGUGAUUGUUAUACCCCCCCCCUCCAAAUUUCAUCUUUUAGGAUAAUCAGAAGUAUGUGUUUAUAUAGAAAAUAGCAGAGAGUCUCGGGUCAAAGAACCUGAAUUGUUCCAUCGUUUGUGUGAAAACAGGCCUCUGUGUUUGGGCCGAUCAUCCCAUUGUCUUUUAGCUCGUGACUAACAACCUGAUCCGGUGAUAUGACUUGUGUUCAUGGUAAUUGUAAGAAUGAGGAGGCAGGGGUAUGAAAGAUUUAUCAAAAAAAAAAAAAAAAAAAGUAAAAAGGUGCCAUUUUGGUGGUGAAAGUUGGCAAACGCUUUAAUUAAAAAGAAAAGUUUGCAAUCUAACUCACACUCACUGUGCACUUUACCUCACAAGAUAUUCUGCUCAGGCUGAGUUGUUUCAGAUGUUUGAACACGACAUUGCCACUAACAGAGUGAACUAUUUGCAAAGUAUUUCUUUUGGUAAAUAGUUCCAGCUGCCACAUAUCCAGUUCUUUCCUACUUUGUGAGUGCUUACUAUUGAUUUGUGGAAGACCAAUUGCGGCUGUAUCAACAAACAACGCUCAUAACUGUUGACAAACCCUGUCCGACCAUGAUGUGUAAGCUGCCAUAUCCCUGCCUACCCUCCUUGUUGUCAUUGGGUAUGUUUUAUUGUCUUAAGAAACAUUUAUAUUUGUAACAUUUUAAGUUUAUUUGUAUCCUUAAGAACAUGAAAAAACAAAAUGGUUAUGCACACUGUCCUUCCAUAAAAUAUGUAAUGGAAUAUGAUACUAAAUAAUAACCACUUUGUUAUAUAAACUGACUUCUGAAAGAUA
Plectropomus leopardus (leopard coralgrouper) is the source of this 8671-nucleotide messenger RNA. The record is from RefSeq and is a predicted model, not a curated record. Lineage: Eukaryota; Metazoa; Chordata; Actinopteri; Perciformes; Serranidae.